This is a messenger RNA of Echinococcus granulosus, 360 nucleotides long. RefSeq lists its product as hypothetical. The record is from RefSeq and is a predicted model, not a curated record. The coding region runs from base 1 to 360 and encodes 119 amino acids. The transcript is spliced from 3 exons. NCBI's taxonomy places the organism in Eukaryota, Metazoa, Platyhelminthes, Cestoda, Cyclophyllidea, Taeniidae.
AUGCAACAUGCAAAUCGCCAAUAUUUAAAACGGCUUCGUAAGAAGAGUCAUCGUACCUCAUUGGAAACAUUAAAGCAGUUCAUUUAUUCAUUUCUUACUUUGAGGCUAUCAAAAUAUGAUGAAGGAGACGUUCAAAUUCCUCAAUUUCUACAGUCUGAUGAUCAUCUGGCCAUGCUCAAUUAUCAGAAACUGGUGUUUGCAGCACAUAUGAUGAAUCUCUACAAAAGUGUUCGAAAAUAUGAUGAAGGAGACGUUCAAAUUCCUCAAUUUCUACAGUCUGAUGAUCAUCUGGCCAUGCUCAAUUAUCAGAAACUGGUGUUUGCAGCACAUAUGAUGAAUCUCUACAAAAGUGUUCGGUAG